Haemorhous mexicanus (house finch) is the source of this 5676-nucleotide messenger RNA. It is a transcript of the gene PKP1, whose product is annotated as plakophilin 1. Gene Ontology annotation, biological process: intermediate filament bundle assembly; cell-cell adhesion; cell-cell junction assembly. The record is from RefSeq and is a predicted model, not a curated record. Gene Ontology annotation, molecular function: cadherin binding. NCBI's taxonomy places the organism in Eukaryota, Metazoa, Chordata, Aves, Passeriformes, Fringillidae. The transcript is spliced from 14 exons. Bases 184 to 2385 code for a protein of 733 amino acids. Gene Ontology annotation, cellular component: cytoplasm; nucleus; adherens junction.
GCAGAGGGUGUGACUGCUCACACGCCGGGGAGCCGAGCUGCGAGCAGCAGCCCUGAGACACCCUGGGCCAGGGGACGUAUGGCAAGGAGGGCUUCGGGGGACUAAGCCCAGCACAGACGGUGUUCGGUGGCCCCGUGUUGUCCGUGCGAGCCGAGUGCAGCCCCGCGCCCGCGGCCUCCAGCCAUGCUCCACUCCCCGCUGAAAACGGCGCUGGCCUACGAGUGCUUCCAGGACCAGGCCAGCUCCACGCUGGCCCUGCCCUCGGACCACAAGCUAAAAACCAAGGGCACGGGCAAGCAGCGCGUCCAGGAGCAGGUGAUGAUGACGGUCAAGAGGCAGAAGCAAAAGUCGUCAGUGUCGUCAAGCGUGGGCCACUCAAACCGAGGUUCCAUGUAUGAUGGUUUAGCUGAUGGCUAUGGCUACGGGACAUCUCGGGGCAGCUACUACACCAAAACCCAGACAGGGAACAGCAGCUGGGGCUACCCGCUCUACAACGGGACUCUGAAGCGGGAUGUGGAGAGCCGGCGCUACAGCUCCUACAGCCAGAUGGAGGGCUGGGCCAGCCGGGCCCACGGCAAGGCGCUGUGCAGCCCCCGGGCCGGCAGCGACUACUGCUUCGUGCAGAACAUCAAGAGCAGCCGCAGCGAGCCCGACCUCUACUGCGAGCCGCCCCGCAGCACUCUGCGCAAGGCCCACGGCGGCGGCCGUGCCGAGCACAAGGCCACUCUCAACCGCCAGAGCAUCUACAGCAGCUGCAGCACCCAGCAGGGAACCAGCAGGACCAGUAAAAAGGUGCCAGCGCGGGCCCUGUCCUGCCCCUCAAGCAACAAGCCUGACGUGGUCUAUGCCCAGCCCGUGAUGAGCUGCAAGCAGGACGGGGUCUAUGGACAGGCCCAGUCCAGCUCCAAGAUCUGUGGUGAUGAGAUUGAUGCUGGCACCAUGACCAUCCAGAAGGCCAUCCAGCUCCUGUGCUCCUCUGAUGACAAGUACCAGGCCAUGGGGGCUUACUACCUGCAGCACACCUGCUUCCAGGAUGAGUCUGCCAAGCAAGAGGUCUAUCGGCUGGGGGGCAUUGCCAAGCUCGUGGAGCUGCUCCGCAGCCAGAACCAGAACGUGCAGCGGGCGGCAGCCGGAGCCCUCCGGAACCUGGUGUUCAAGAACCCCACCAACAAGAUGGAAACCCGACGGCAGAAUGGGAUCAGGGAGUGUGUGAGCCUCCUCCGCAGGACAGGGAACACUGAAAUUCAGAAACAGCUCACAGGACUGCUUUGGAACCUCUCCUCCACUGAUGAACUAAAAGAAGAGUUGAUACAGGAGGCUCUGCCUGUGCUGACAGACUGUGUUAUCAUCCCUUUCUCGGGCUGGUCUGAUGGCAGCUGCAACAGGACACGAGAAAUUAUCGACCCAGAAGUGUUCUUCAAUGCCACAGGGUGUUUGAGGAACCUGAGCUCUGCAGACAUGGGGCGCCAGACCAUGAGGAAUUACCCUGGCCUGAUCGACUCUGUCAUGACUUAUACCCAGAACUGUGUGGCCUCCAGCCGCCCUGAUGACAAGUCUGUGGAGAACUGCAUCUGCAUCCUGCACAACCUCUCCUACCGCCUGGAUGCUGAAGUUCCCAACAAAUACACCCAGCUCAACCACAUGGCCCGGAGCGUUUACAUGGACAAAACUCUCACAGGCUGCUUCAACAGCAGGAGUGGGAAAAUGGAGAAUGAUGAGUAUGGGGUUCCCCUUCCUGAGGAGGAUUUCAAACCCAAAGGCCCCAGCUGGCUCUACCACUCAGAUGCCAUCCGCACCUACCUGUCCCUGAUGGAUCAGAGCAAGAAGGAUGCCACCCUGGAAGCUUGUGCUGGAGCUCUGCAGAACCUCACUGCAAGCCGAGGGCUGAUGUCCAAUGCCAUGAGCCAGAUGAUUGGGCUGAAGGAGAAGGGGCUGCCCCGCAUCGCUCGGCUGCUCCAGUCCAACAGCUCCGAGGUUGUCCGCUCCGGGGCCUCUCUGCUGAGCAACAUGUCCAGGCAUCCUGUGCUCCACAAAACCAUGGCUCACCAGGUGCUCCCAGAUGUGUCCCGUCUCCUGUCGUUCCAGUCUGGAAACACCAGCAGCUAUGGGGAGAUCAUGACAUCAGCUUGUUACACUCUGAGGAACCUCAUCAUGUCCAACACCCACUUGGGAAAGUCUUACCUGUCCAGCAACUUGCUAAAUAAUGUAGUGAGCCUGUGCCGGAAUGGCUCCUGUCCAAAAGCAGCUGAAGCUGCUCGACUUCUCCUGACAGACCUUUGGUCCAACAGGGAGCUCCAGAGUGUGCUCAAGCAGCAAGGGUUUGAUAAGAACAUGAUGGGAUCUUUAGCUGGAACGACCUUCAGGACCCUCUCCUCCAGAUUUUAGAGCCUCUCCAUGCACCUUCAGGCUGCAGAAUUUGGAGUUGGUUCAUGUCCAUGAAGAGCAACACUUCCAUGAUUCCUGAGGCUGUUAAAGAUGUAGAGAGUUUCUGAGUUCAACUCAACUGUAAAGCAAACCAAACAUGUGGAUUUCAUGUGGAUGACACUGAUAUUUUUAAGCAUUUUUUUCUUUUUAGGGGGGAGAAGGGACUUUUAUAUACUUUCUCGAUGUCAAUAAUUAUUUUUUUGCCAAGAGUGUGUCUGUGUAACUCUGGGUGUGAUGUAGAGGUGUGUGCAGGCAGCACACAGAGCACACAUGGGGAGCAGGAUCUUCCUCCAGCUUAGUCCCCUGUUUUCCACCCAAAGUCAGGGUGAUUGUGCAGUUUAGCCCCUUGCAGGAUUUUAUUCCAACUUCACCCUAUCCAUGCACCAAAUACUGCCAUGCUGAAAAUUUGUCACAACUUGUUUUUAUCCAUGAACACAUAAAAAGUCAAUUUUAGGUCAGGUUCCCCCUUUGCAUCUGUCCAUUAUUAACAGAUACACACAAGGAUGCUCUUCUUUCCAAGGCUGGUUAUUCCUCACAGUUAUGAACGAGGGCUUCUUCUCUGCUUAGGAUUUUUCUCUGAUAAUUGUUAACAUUUUCUUUCCUGUGACAUGAACUCUUUAUCUCAAGAAGCAAAUUGACACCUGCAGAUUCUCUCCCAGGCCUCCAUCAUCUUUCCCUGAAGCUGUUUUGAGAGGACAGUUGGGACACAGCUGCAAACCUUGAACAUUCCUAGGUCCUGAUCCAUUCUGAGCACCAAAGCAAUUCCAGUUCCUGACUGUACCUGGACAAAGGUGGCAUUUGAGAAGCUGAGCAGGACAGGCCAAGUGUUUUCCCCCUGGAAUCAUUGACUGCCUCAGGAAUGAAAGAAGGGAGGGAUGUGUCCUCUUUAAUCCUGUUUUGUUUUUAUUGAUCAAUGUAAAGAACUGGUACUGAUGUGCAAAGAAAUGUGAGCACUUGUGUGAUUGUCAGGUUUGGAAAUGUUUUAUUUCUCAGGAUCUUGAAUUGCAUUCAUCUGCUUGUGAUGCUGAGGCUGUGAUGAGGGACUGCUGAGCUCAUUUCAGAGCAACUCAAUUCUCACAACCUUCCUCUCUCCAGAAGAAAAAUAUCCUUCCCAUGGAGGGGACACAGCUCAGACUCACAGGGAAGGAGCAGCUGAGGCUGUCUUUGCUGCCUGUGCUGGUUAUUAUUCCUCAAAGGCUGCAGGGGCACAGGCCCUGUUUUUCAAACAUCAGGAGCAUGGGAUGUGCUUGGGAAGGAUGGAUUAUGAGCCUGGAAAUAGAAAAGCAGUCUCAUUUUAAGUGUCAGGCUCAUUAAUUGGUGGGACUCAGGAUAUUCAGUUCACAUCCAUAGGGUGAUCUGUGCCCACUAAAGAACCCCCUAUGAAGUUCAGGUUUGCUCUGCUGCAGUUCCAGGUGGCCCUUGCUGGUCCCCCUUUGGAGCACAGGGAGCUUCUGCCCACAGGGAGAGGUCAUUUCCAGCUGGUUUUCCUCUUGGGCUACAAAGGGUGGCUUCAUCUUGUGCACUUUACUGAGCAGCCACUCUUCUCAGUCAGGAGCUUUCUGUGCUGAGCUGCAGCCAAAUGAGAAAGGGAAAAAAGCCCCUUUGAAGUGGAGAGGCAGAACCAGGAGAAUCCAGUUGGACAGAAAUGUUCCAGGAGGGCUUAAACAGAGCAAAGAGGCCCAGUCUGUGGGCAAAGCCCUUCCAGCAGUUCCCUUGCUGCAUGUGGAUUCCCAGACACAAAAUAUUGGAAAUGCUUUGUGCAAGACCCAUCCUUGGAUGUCCCUAAGCACUGCAGCAUCCACAGGGUUGGUUCCGUUUGGGUGUGAAGUGUUCUGUGCAAUUUUGCGUUCAGGUUUGAUCUGUAAUGACAUGUCCAACACAAGUCCUGGGAGCAAAUGCUUUCCUCUGGAAAACUAAUUGAGGAAACAGAACUACAAAAUGGAAUGAUGGAAUAUUGAGGAAAUUCACUCUAAUUGGCUGUGAUUUAGGCUUAUUUUAAAACAGUGCAGCUGCUUUCUCCCCUAAUGCAGUUAAUGAGUCACUUUACAAGACACAAAGAGCCAUAGCAUUAUGAUCAUCAACUCACAAUUAAAUUUACAGGUGCUGGAGAUUUCAUUAGUGAGUAUUGGACUCCAGGAGGCAGAUUCAUCAUUCACAUACAUUUUAUUACAAAAAACAUUGUUACAGUUGUUUUUAUUACAGGUUUUUUUUAAAGCUAACAAAUGCUAAAACUGAAAUCUGUCUCCAUGCUCAAAGCUCUUCCAAACGUGAUUGGGCACAGUCCUCAGCAAUCUCACCCAGCUGGGAUGUUGUCCCUGCCCUGGGCUGGGCACACCAGAGAGGUUCCUCCCCCUGAGCUGUUUUUAGGAUGCUGUUUGUCACUGCUUGCAAACCUCAGGGCAGAGCCCACUCAGGAGAGCCGUGGGCUGCAGAAAUCACAACCAUUCUGCCAUUCCAGGGCUGUUCUGCAGCUAGAUUUCCCCUGGGGAAUUCUCUGAUAUCCUCUUUUUUCCUCACAGUCUCCCUUUAAAACCUGGACACCAGCCUCCACCCAAGUCAGUGAAGUGACUUUGAUGCCCAACUCUGAGAAGUAAAGGGAAAUUCAGACAUUGGAGUAACUGCUGUUGCUCAUAACCAGCCAUUCUGGGAGCUCAGUGAGGUUCUCUCCAAUGUGAAUUAAUGCUGUUUUCACCUCCAGUAUAAUUGUUUUCAUUCUGGGGAGGUGUUUUUUUUAAGGCAUGAUUUUAACUGUGACAUCCUCUCUGAUGAGCUGGUUUCCUGUUCCUUGCUCCUUGAAGAGCCAGGGUAGGGCACACCCCCAGGACAGGGACAGGGCAGGUCUGUGGCACAGGGAUGGAGAAUUCCUGAGGAGGAAGAAGGAGUGUGGCCAGCAGCAGCAGCAGCAGGAGCAGUUGGACACCCAGUCAUGUAAAUAAACACCACCCUCACUGUCCUGGCACAGCAGAGCUUUUUUGGUCUAUUUCCUUAUAAAUGCUUUGUUUAUUUUGUGUGUUGUACAAUCCCACCCCAGCAUUUCAGAAGCCUCAUGGACAAAUCAAAGGCAGUUUCAUUCCUUUCUGAACACACACCAGUGUAAGACCAACUCAGCCUUACCAGUCCAUAGCUCUACAGUGUAUUCUGUAAGAUAUAGGUAUGUGAGAAAAAUGUCUCAGAGUUUUGUUUUGGCUGUACUGUAUGUAUUUGCUUCAUUGGAAAAGCUGAAAUCAAUAAAAAUUGCUGAAAUUUCUUCAA